AUGGAGAACAACUCUCACCAAUCGAGGGCGAAUGCAGCGGCAGCGGCUCAGUCCGACCACCUCCUUGAGCAGCAACAACAGUUUUCCAUGGUGUUUGAAGUCUUCAUUAUGGAACUUACUGUUCCUUCCUGGUUUCAUGCAGAGGAUAAAAAGCAUAGGACUUUACAGAAAAAUAAUAUCUUCAACGCAAUUAGGUUGAGUGGCAUUUUCCAUUUUAUUUGUGAUAUUGUUCCCAGGGAUGAGAUCAAUGAAGAGGCUAUGGCGCACAAAACAGCUAGGGGAGGGAGCAGUGAACAGGAUAACACUGAUGGUUAA
Molecule: messenger RNA, 315 nt
Organism: Capsicum annuum
Lineage: Eukaryota; Viridiplantae; Streptophyta; Magnoliopsida; Solanales; Solanaceae
Product: nuclear transcription factor Y subunit C-4-like
Exons: 1
Coding region: 1-315 (104 amino acids)
Biological process (GO): regulation of DNA-templated transcription
Cellular component (GO): nucleus
Molecular function (GO): protein heterodimerization activity; DNA-binding transcription activator activity, RNA polymerase II-specific
Source: RefSeq, a predicted model, not a curated record